Molecule: messenger RNA, 2375 nt
Organism: Hippocampus comes (tiger tail seahorse)
Lineage: Eukaryota; Metazoa; Chordata; Actinopteri; Syngnathiformes; Syngnathidae
Gene: tbcela
Product: tubulin folding cofactor E-like a
Exons: 8
Coding region: 796-1833 (345 amino acids)
Molecular function (GO): protein binding
Source: RefSeq, a predicted model, not a curated record
AUGUGAUACUGUCUAUUAAUAGUGAUUUUGUUUGCCGAAGUCCAAAAAUUCAAGUCAACACAGGAACAGGAACUCUUAAUAAAGGCAACACGGGUAUAGAGAAAGCCAAGUAACAAAUAACCCAGUUAGUUUCUUCUCAGUCCUGACUGAGAUGCUUAAAUUUGGAGGGUUGUCUCUUAUAUGGAAGUUGCGCAAAUCGGAGGUCCAAUAGUCCACUAUUCCCAGCCAGACGACUUCAUAUGCCGGCGUGAGUCUGCCGUCUCGCUCGGUCGAUUGUAAAGCGACGCCAACACAGAAGUAGACCGGGAGAGUCCAUAAUCAAUGUUUCCUUUAAUUCACAUUAGUUCUCCCUAUUUCUUUUGAUUGGAACAUUAAUGUAGCUACCGAGCGUAUUUGUAUAGCUCGCUGGAGAAAUGUUUCGUGUUCCAAUCAGUCUAUUUCUUAUGACGUAUCUCGUCGUUGGUUAUGCAGCCAAUCGGGUGCCUGAAUUGUGGCUACAGAUACGCGAUUGGACGUGUAUCAGAAACCCGGAAAAGAAGCGCCUCAACGUGACGUUGCUGUGAAAAAAACAUUUCAAGCAGAACGUCUCAUUGUUUUGCCGCGAAACAAAACCACGGUUAUUAACAAGGGACUUUUAAUACCUUGACUAGUGUGACAUUCUAACUAUAAUUUUUUUUCAUCGUCAUCUGGCAGGCAAGAUCUACUUGGCGGCGACCCAAUUUUGGCCGACACCUGCCAUACCAGAUGACUUGAGUCCACGUCAAAACAGGGGGAAACUGUACCAAAGACAAAGCAAUGGAGUCACCAGUGUGCCAGGAAGGCCGAACCUUUGUGGAGGUGAUCAAUGAAAAGUACAGCCCGGAGAAUUUUCCGUGUCGUCGAGGUCUUGGAAUGGGGGUGGUGGUGGUGCCCACUGCAUGUCCCCAAGGGUCCCCCAUGAAAGACCGCCUGAACUUGCCCAGUGUCCUGGUGUUGAAUGGAUGUGGAAUCAGCAAGGCAGGUGACCAAAGUGAAAUUGCAGCCUUUUGUGCCCAUGUCAUGGAGCUGGACCUGUCCCACAACAAGCUGCAGGACUGGCAUGAGAUCGGUAAAAUUGUGUCAAACAUCCCCAAUCUGGAUUUUCUUAAUCUGAGCUCCAACCCGCUAGGAGGGAUGACGCUUGAGCCACAGUGCGCUGAAGCAUUUUCUCGGGUCCGACGUCUCGUCCUCAACAACACCCAAGUGUGCUGGGACACUGUGAUGCUGCUCACCCCAGCCAAUCGCACGCCAGGUCUUAAUCGAUGGGAAGACAUUGAAAAGCUCAACUUCUUUCCUAAGCUGGAAGAAGUGCGAUUACAAGGAAUCCCCUUACUGCAGACGUACACAAAUGAGGAGCGGCGCAGCCUGAUGAUAGCGCAGCUUCCCUCGAUAUCACUGCUGAAUGGAAGCGUUGUAACUGAAAGUGAGAGAGAAGAUGCUGAGAGGUUCUUCAUCCGUUACUACUUGCACUGUCCCGAGGAGGAGCUCCCUCACAGAUACCAUUGUCUGGUAAACAAGUACGGGAAGUUGGAACCUCUGGCUGAGAUCGAUCUCCGACCACGCUGCCAUGCGCAAGUUGAGGUUCACUGCGAAGAAAAAGUGGAACAGCUCAACAUCCGUUUAGACCAGACGGUGGCCGAGCUGAAGAAGCAGCUGACGUCAGUGGUGCAGCUGUCCACCAGCAGCAUGAGGCUGUAUUAUAUCAACAAGAGCAGCGCUUUUGGCCCGGAUGAGCUCAAGUACAACACGCGAGCUCUUCACUCCUACAAUAUCCAAGAUGGUGAUGAGAUACUUGUUGUGCCCAAGACCAAGUGAACCGUUGGCUUCCAGACUGUACGGUUCAUUGGAUUAAUUGUGGAUUGCUGAACCGGCAUUGGAAAAUGAUGACAACAAAGUGUGUAUCUCAUUGCUCUGGAGCCUGCGUGAUAACAUGAAAAGUCAAAACGAAGAUGAGUUUCAUCCUGGUCUCUCAGCAGUGGAUCACAAGUGGGCUACUGGGAUUCCACUCUGGAUAGAAUUAUGUCUUUAUUUACUGUAUUUUGUUUAGGUUAGGGCAUCCACGAGGUGCAGCAAAUGGAGGAGAGCGCGAGAGAGAAAACUUGCAGGCAGCUCGAAGCUUCCAAUGGGAUCUCACUACUGCACAUUUAUCUGUGCACAAAUGCACCACAACUGCACCGGCGAGUACACAACACUACUUGAUUGGCCAAUAGUGGCAAAAGCUACAGUGAACCAUCAAGAGGCAACGCUGCUGAGUGGAACCAAUAAUACAACAUCAUCUGCGUAGGGAAAGUGUUGAGAAUAUUGGUUCCCAGUUGUCCAAUUGUGACUUAAAUAACAACUGAUACACAUCAUCUUGA